UUUAUAACAAAAUGGGCUCAUGGCUUGAUAAACCUAAGAAAAUCAGCUUCGCUGAACACGAGAAGUAUUACGGUCUUCGAUCAAUCUUCAUCCAACCAGAUACCCUGAAUUCCAAUUGCUCAACUCGUGGGUCUAUUUACCCAUCAACGACCUAUGCUCUGCCAACAGGGAUUCCUAACUACGGUAACACCUGCUAUAUGAAUGCUUUAUUUCAGUCUCUUCUCUCUUGCUCUCAUUUUCACUCCUAUAUUUUAAAUUUCACUUCUGUGCUUACCAAAAAGUCUGCUGAAGAGUCCUUCUUUAAAGCCCAUGAUGAAUUGGUAGAUGAGGAUGCGCAAUUUAACACUGAAAUGCUGCAGGAUUUCAUCAAGGCUUAUUUCUCAUUACUUCAAGGAAGAAAACAAUACAAAGAUAUGGAAAACUUCUAUGACAAGCUAUGCCAGAAUUUUACAUAUGCACUAGAACAAGAGGAUGCCCACGAGCUGUUGAUGGUCUUAUUUACUAUGAUCUAUGACUAUGCCAAAACACAGGCAUUACAGAAGCCAGUUAAUGACUUUAAGGAAAUAGUAAAGCAAUGAGUCAGAAGGGAAAUUGACCUUGAUGAGAGUGAACAGGAACAAAAGAGGGAGGAUGCAGAUGUUAAUAUUAAAGAAUCUUCCAGUACUCUAGCUUCCUCCUCUGUGUUCAUGAAAAGAUCCUUGUUUUUGAAGCAGAAAGAUGAGAAUGACAAAAAGAAGGAAAAUAGCAUUAGAAAUGAUGAUAGAUUACCUUUUGAAUCUAUAGUAAAUCCUUUUGCAGGUAUUUAUGCAUCUCACUUCGAGUGACUUUCUUGAAGGUAUUCUUGGGAGAAGAACGAAAUCAAAUAUGCUCUAUCAGUCUCAUGAAACUACCCAACAAUAGAUCAAAAUAUUAAUGAAGAAAUGAAAGUCGAACAAAUCCAAGACUAUGUAUGCCUUAAAUGAUCCAUAAUUGCAACUUUGAGCAAAAUAAACAGUAGGUUUCUUGGAUCGUCCUGAAGAAUGACUGCCAUUGAAACCCAGGCUUUAAAACUUCAGCAUACCUUCCUCAUAACAUAUCUGAACAUCAAUCAGAAUUUAGAACUUGAAGAUUUUGAGAAUGAAUUCAAUGAGUUCUCUCUGAAACACAGAAUCAGUAGAUUCUGCAUGAAACUAAUUAAGAAAAAGAGUACUAUUAAAAGGUACCAUUCUAUCCAGAAAAAGCCGAAGAUAAUGUGCAUUCACUUAAACAGACUUUCUAAUUUCGACCAAUGGGGAAACUUAACCAAAAACAAUAAUAUGGUCCAAUAUGGACUAGAACUAGGCGAAGAAUACAAGCUUAAAAGUGUGAUUGUUCAUUACGGAAACGCUUUUGGAGGCCACUAUGUUGCCUUGAGAAAGAUCAACUUCGAUCUUGUUCCUGACUCUGAAGAAUCCAUUCCUGCAAAGGAGAGUCUUAAAAUGUCAAAUACAAGCAUAGAUUCCCAGUUUAACAAAGAAAUUGAUGAGAAGAUGAGUUGGAUGUACGCUAGUGACUUAGACACGCGUUAUAUAAGCCUUAAAGAACUUCUCUCAAAGAAAGCAUACUUGCUUUUCUAUGAAAUCGAAGAGUAG
Messenger RNA from Moneuplotes crassus, 1610 nucleotides. The record is from the annotation of a GenBank genome assembly. Lineage: Eukaryota; Ciliophora; Spirotrichea; Euplotida; Euplotidae.